CGUGCAGCGCUCACAGACGCGCCGAGAAUGAAAAGGGACAAGGUGCUCGCUGAAACUUUUGAGUAACAACCAAGUUCACGGGUCCCGGAAGCCUUCGCCUCACAGAGAUUUGGGUUAACAAGGAUUUUCUUCGAGGUAAUCAAUUAAAUCUGCGCAAAGAUGAACAGAAGACGUGUCAGUGUUAUGCUCCUAUUCAGUAUUCUUCAAUUUGCAAUGCCAGUUGAGACAUUUGAUGUCAUUGGAUCAAAACGUCCCAUUAUAGUCACUGUGGAUGAUGAUGCUGUAUUACCAUGCCAUGUGGAACCAGGUACAUCAUUGGAAGAUCUGGAGGUUCGAUGGUUUAGGUCAGACUUUACUUCGCCAGUCCAUUUAUAUGCCAAUAAACAGGAUCGACCCAAUUUGCAGGAUAAGGCUUACCGAGAAAGAACUGAACUUUUUAACAGAGAGUUUCCUCGUGGAAAUGCCUCUCUCAGACUGAAGAAAGUGAAAGCAUCAGAUGAAGGGAACUACACGUGUUUUAUUGACUUCAAAUCAAGCUAUGAGGAAGCUGUGAUAAAUCUCAAAAUUGGAGGUAUUGGACAGCAGCCUUGGAUUCACUUGGAGGGAACCAGUAGCCAAGGAGUUCGUCUUGCAUGUAAAUCAAAUGGGUGGUAUCCUGAGCCAACUGUCCAGUGGCUGGAUGGAAAUCGACGAGUUGUGAAUGCAAAGCCUGAAACAACACAUCAAAAAGAUUCCAAUGGCCUUUUUACUGUUUUAACUCGAAUUGAUGUCACAAGUGACUCAGUGAACAGAUUCUCCUGUCUAAUGCAAAACAGCUUAUUACACAAAGAAGAAGAGGCCCGUCUUCGGAUACCAGAAAUAUUCUUUCCCAAGAUCAAUGUGUGGCUGAUAGUUUUCUGGGUGUUUGUAGCCGUUGUAAUUACUGUUAUUGUUCUUGACGUAAUGUUCCACAGAAAAAAACGUAAAAGAAUCAAAGAGCUACAACUGUUUUGCAUUUUGGAAGGUUACAAAAAUUACAACAUCGAUUAUCCCUCUGUGACCUUGGUUAAGAAAACUGGCCAUCAGGAAGUUGAGGUGUCUGGGGAUCUGAAAAGUGUAAAAUGGACUGGAACAAAUCAACCUGAUGCCGAGAAGAGGCUGAAGGACCCAUCCUAUGUGCUGGGAAAAGAGGGAUUCACAUCAGGGAGGCAUUACUGGGAAGUGGAGGUGAUUGGGACAGGCGAGUGGAAUCUGGGAGCCGUUGCAGAAUCUGUGAAUUGGGAGGAACAGAUUAAACUGAAACCUGAGAAUGGAUUCUGGACCAUUGGAUGGCUGGAAAACCAUCUGGUCGUGAAUAACUCUGCCGAUCCGCAGCUUUCUCUUGGUGAUGUCCCAAAGAAGAUUGGUGUUUAUCUCAAUUAUGAGUCUCAGACGGUUUCAUUUUUCAACGCAGACACAAAAUCUCAUCUCUACACUUUUCCUAGGAAAGAAUUCCCACCAAAACUUUAUCCAAUAUUGCAAACUUCAGAAAAUGCCCAGCUGAAAAUCUGUCCCACUUCAAAGAAACGUCUGUGGUUGGUCCAACUUUUCCUGACGGUUAAGGGUAGUACCGAUUUCAGUCAAAAGAUGAUUCUGACAAAGUUGGUAGAAGUUGUUCCCAUUGGAAGAAGAGUCAAAAACACGGGGACACCGAUUGAAGGCGAUUAUGAAAUAUAUCAAGGGCGAACUGAGGAAAUAUUUUCUCUUCAGCGAGUGGUUGGGAUCCGGAACGCACUGCCGGACCGGGUGAAAUCUUCCUUAGAUUCUCUCACAGAGAAGAAACCAGGGACGCUAGAAAUGGAGCAGCAGCAAAAAGAGAUUUCACAAAUUAGGGAGGAAACAUGUCAGAAGAUGAGGACUAGCAAUGACAUUAAUACUCUGCCAUUAGAAGGUGACAUGAAGUCUACUGGAAAAAUCAAUGGUCCUUUACUGCAAACAGUUGAGAGAGAAAACCUGGAUACAUUCAAGCACGUCUCUGUGACCCUGGAUAUGGAAACAGCAAGUCCCUGGCUCGAGGUGACUGAGGAUUUGAAGAGUUUACGAUGGACUCUGACAGGGAAGCUUCUCCCUAUCACUGCAAAGAGGUUUAAAAAUUGUCCUGGUGUGUUGGGAUCAGAGGGAUUCAAUUCAGGAAGACGUUACUGGGAAGUGAAGGUGGCAGAGAAUCGGUGCUGGAAUCUGGGUGUAGCCGCACAGUCUGUGGAGAGGAAGGAUUGGUUCAGACUGAGUCGGAUGCCAGAGACUGGAUUCUGGACCAUUGGGUGGGAUGGGAAUCAGUUUCAUGUAAACUCCUCCUCUCGACCCCCUAUCCCUGAUGGUCAGAUCCCCAGGAAGGUGAGAGUUUGUCUUAACUAUGAAUCUGGGACAGUUUCAUUUUACAAUGUGGAUACCAAGUCCCAUCUCCACACCUUCACUGGGAAUAAAUUCACAGAGAAACUUUAUCCUUUCUUCUGGACUUGGGAUGUUCACCAGUUUCUGAGAAUCUGCUCUGGUGUGGAUUUGGAGAAGGGGCAGGCCUCAAGAUGGACACAUCAUCCUUGAUUUCACAAUGACCUGAUUCCAGGAUCAGGGUCAGGGUCAGAGGUCAGAGUUUGGAUACCACCAUUGACAACAGGUUGCCAUUAAAUAUGCCAUUGAAUAUCCAAAUUAUAAAUUAUAAAAUCCCAAUCUGACUUAACAUAAAUAUAAAUGUCAGAGGAUUAAAACAAAAAAAAAAAUCUUGAGUCUCUCCUUUCUUCCCUUACUCCCUGUUUCAGUCAAAACCACUCAAUCUCAUCCUCCAUCUCUUCACCUGUUUCCUAGUCUGGAGUUGAGAUUUCUUCUUUGUUUCCAUUUCUCACUCUUGUGUUGAGAGCUGUGUGAGUUUUUUUUAUAUAUAAUAUAUAUGGGGAGAGAGUUUUAUUUUAAAAUAGUUGCUUGUAGGUAUUGGUUAAUUUGAAGUUUUUCAAAGAAAUGAUGAGGUCAGGCAGUCCUUCUAGGACAGUGACCUAAUCCUGUAUAUGUUAUGAAAAAUUGUUCAUACAGUGGUAGUUUAUGAUAGGUAGAGUAAAUAUUGAAGGCCAUUGGCUUAUUUUGCUUCAUGAUAAUCAAGGAUAGAUUUUAGCAUAGGAAAUUUUGGAGAUUGAAAUUUUUAGGGCAGUUCAGAGGAGAUAUGACUGAGGUCAACAGCAAGCAUAGACCUUCUCCAAGAAGGGGGUGUUUUCAGAGUGGUUAAGGGAAUAAGUUACCUCAGUAGAAGAGUUUAGUUUGUGCAACGUCCAGACCAAGACUGUUUAGCUCGAAAGCUGAAAGUCAUUAGAAGUUGAGUAAGGCUAUAUUCUCAGUUUUGAGAAUCUUCAUGUAAAAAUACUUUUCCACAGCUUACAGAACAGAAACUGAGGAGAAUCCAUUAAGUCAAACUUAAAGAUUUGAGAUAGAGAUGUGGUUAAUUUCUAUGAUUUUGAAUUGCUAUUAAGUAUUGGGUAAUCGGUUGAAACUUUGCUGAAUAUUUUAAGAUUUUCAUAACUGUUCUAUUUCUGGAUAGCUUGGUUUGUUUCUUUUUCUGUUUUUGCCUUUUGUAUAAUAAACAUCUAUUCUGUUGUUGAAGAAACUCUGCUGCCUCAUGUGGCUAUGUUUCAGUGAAUGAUCACCAUGUUAACUAAACUUUAAAAAAUGGCUAUCAGAUCAGAUUUCAUUAUGGGAGCUGACCUGUCCAGUAGAGUCAUUGGCUGGGCUCAUAACAAGUGGAAGUGCUUGACUGGGAUUUGAAUUCAUUGAAUUUAAGAGGGACCUGUGUCUCUUUAAAAUAAACUAGUACUUGAAAGUUCUGAAGACAACACAGAAGUGUUGUGAUGGAGUUCAUUGCAUGGUUUGGAUUUUUAGAAUGGCUUUGAAUGUUUCUGAGAGUUUUCAGGGAGUGGAAGACUUAAUAAUGAAUUAUUUAAAAUGUUUGGAUAAAAUUCAAGUGAGAGUUCGCAGAUCAGUUGAAAGUAGAAGUAGAAGCAGGAUUCCUUAAGGAGGAGAUGCUGAAGGUAAUUAUCCAACAUUUACAAUAAGAAGAAGGGAAACCUAAUCUCUGAUGUCACAGCUAGAAUUAGCUAAGAUACAGUUAAAAAUGUAAAAUCUUAAUUUUGAGAGAGAGAAAGAGAAAUUUAAAAAACUUGAUUUGGUGGAAAAAAGAGAGAAGGGAAAAUAAUGGACUGAAAGAAGAAAGAGAAACGGAAAAGGGAAAGAAAGAAAAAGAAAGGGAAAUGAAAUGGGGAGAAUGAGAAAGAAAAUAACAAUGAUAAGGAAGAUGGAUGUAAGAAAGGAUGAACUCUAAACAGAGAGAGAAAUUAGACAAAAUUAGAGGAAAGUCUAGAAUCGUGGAAUAAAGAAGAUGAUUCCGAUUCUACUAAUGGAUUUGAUUUAACCGAAAAGUUUUGCUAGUGCCAUCUUGCCACUCAGCCCUGGAGCCAGCUCUGCCAUUCCAUAUGAUCAUGGCUGAUUUGACUGGAAUUCAAAUCCACAUUUCAUUGAGUUACAGAGUGAUACAGCACAGAAACAGACCCUUUUGUCUAACUCGUCCACACCAACCAGACAACCCAAUCUGACCUAGUCCUAUUUACCAGCAUUUGUCCCAUAACCCUCUAAACCCUUUCUAUUCACGUAGCCAUCCAGAUGCCUUUUAAAUGUUGUAAUUGUACCAGCCUCCAACAUUUCAUCUGGCAGCUUGUGCCAUGCAUGCACCAUCCUCUGUCUGAAAAAGUUGCUCCUCAGGACCCUUUUAAAUCUUUCCCCUCUGACCUUAAACCUAAGCCCUCUAGUUUUGGUCACCCCUUUCCCUGGGAUAAAGACCUUGGCUAUUCACCCUAUUCAUGCCCCUCAUGAUUUUAUAAAUUUCUAUAAGGUCACCUCUCAGCCUCCGACACUUCAGGGAAAAUAGCCCCAGACUAUUCAACCUCUCCCUAUAACUCAAACCCUUGUAAAUCUUUUCUGCACCCUCUCAAGUUUAACAACCUCCUUCCUGUAGAAGGCCAAUUUUCUCCUACCUCUACUAAUUUUUCAUCCCCUUUAUUAACAAUGAUCUAUCCUGCACUGUCUUAAAAAUAUUUAAUGACUGUUUCCAACACCACUUCAGGAAGAGGGUUUCAAAACUUCAUGAGCCUCUAAGCACAAAAAAAAUGUGACUCCUGAUUUUUAAACAGUGAUCCCAUUCCUAGAUUCCCUCAAGUGAGAGGUAUCUUUUCCACACUUACCCUGUUAAGAUCCCUCAACAUCUUAUAUGAUCACAUACUGGGUAUUAAAUGAGCAGUUUAUCUGCUUAAUGCCUGUGUCAUGCCCGAUGAAAAUCAAAAAUUGAGCCCAGGGUGUCCUUUCUCUUGCAGUUCACUGUAGAACUAAUUUCAGAAUGCAGAAAAUGGAGACGGCAAGCCUUACAAAGGUCUGUCAAAUGCAGAAACUCAUAAUUAUAUGAGAAUUUGCUUAGAGAAAAGGAGGGAAGAAAACUGUAGAAACACAGGAACUAGGGCCAGGAGCAUGCCACUUGUUCCCUCAUGACUACUUACUGUUCAACUAGAUUAUGGCUUAUCAGUAGCGUUUUCCUGCACUGAUCCCAUAUCCCUUCAUAGUUUUUAUGUGUACAAAUUUAUUUAUCUCUGUUUCAAAGACUGAGCUGCAGCAGCCUUCUGAGAUGAAGAAUCCCAAAGGUGUGAAGGAAUUCCUCCUAAUCUCAGUACUGAAUGGUCUAUCUCUCAUGUGAGACUGUGCAUCUAUCCUGUUGAUCUCUGGCAGAUUUCUGUCUGUUUCAAUGAGAUCACUUCUCAAUCUUCUAAACCCGAAAGAAUCCACGUGCAGAUUCUUCAAUUUCUGGCAUUUUGUCGCGCCAGGUAUUUGUGUGGUGAAUUUUCAUUGCACUUGCUUGGAGUUAAGCACUCCAGCCUACACUCACCCUUGUAACUUCCCACGCCAGCUUAUAUCUUAUAUGCUCUUUCAAAUAUUCAUACCCACUCACCUUUGCAUCCACAAUAGACUGAACUCAAGUCCUCUAAUAACAUUGGAAAUUUCUGACAGACAAAGUUGUCAAAAUACACAAACAACUGUUAACCUAGACCUUCCAUUUUAUAUGGUCCUGGUGCAAUGGAGUUUUAUUGAAACAUUCUGUAUUGAAAACCUGUUCAAUGUUCAAGAUGGAAUUUCCGAGUAUGAAUGGUUACAUCAGAGAAGCAAAAGAAAACAAGUCUGUAUUCUAAAAAUGGAAACAAAUAUAUCAGUUGAAAA
Messenger RNA from Rhincodon typus (whale shark), 6255 nucleotides. Its product is annotated as butyrophilin subfamily 3 member A1-like. The transcript has 14 exons. Gene Ontology annotation, molecular function: protein binding. NCBI's taxonomy places the organism in Eukaryota, Metazoa, Chordata, Chondrichthyes, Orectolobiformes, Rhincodontidae. The record is from RefSeq and is a predicted model, not a curated record. Bases 160 to 2559 code for a protein of 799 amino acids.